This is a messenger RNA of Puccinia graminis f. sp. tritici CRL 75-36-700-3, 1653 nucleotides long. RefSeq lists its product as uncharacterized. The transcript has 7 exons. The record is from RefSeq and is a predicted model, not a curated record. Bases 1 to 1653 code for a protein of 550 amino acids. NCBI's taxonomy places the organism in Eukaryota, Fungi, Basidiomycota, Pucciniomycetes, Pucciniales, Pucciniaceae.
AUGCUGCCGGAUAAAUACUUUUUUCAGGAGGGAUCGAACCAAUUCAGUUGUAUCCUCUGUCGUGGAAAGAGCACCAGCAACCAAAAGAAGCAUGCACGCGGCCAACGUCAUCUAAACCUUGUGCGAUUGGAUGAAGAGCGUAUUGAGAGACAACAAGAGAGGAUCAAUGUGAAUGAGACUUUAAACCAACAAGAGUCAAACCGGCCACGGAUCGAGAUAGAACCUAUAUGCGACGACCCCGUUUGUUCCGAUGAGCAAGUUGAACCUCUAGUGAAUGAAACCGAUGAUGAAAGCGAUGUGGUUCCAAUCAGUUUGUUUGAAGAUGGCGAGAGUGAACAUGAGGAGGAAGAGCUGGACUGGUUGAACUUACUCGGUGUUGCAAUUGAUCAGAUUGAUGAUGAACCGGCCGACUCCUUUGAUGGACUUCUAGUACCUGCUUUCCAACGUGACCUGGCCGAAAUUGAGGAGAUUAUGACAGUUGACUCUGCGUGGUUCCCAUUUGUAAACAAGGACUAUCUUAUUGGAUCCUUAUUUGUGGGAUACUUGCACAAGAUCAUCUCUCAAGAUCUAUAUCAUCAAAUUCGAAGCAUACUCACAUUGCACCAUAUCCAUCUGCCAGGAUGGGAGACAUUAAGGAGGACACGUCAGAAGAUACGUCUCAUGAGUCACCACUCUCUGGUCGAAAAGGAAUCCGUAUUUGGCCAGCCAAUGUUUGCGCUGGAUGCUAGAGAGAUAAUUUCAGAUGAUUUAAGGAAUCCCUUGGUCGCCCCCCACUUGGAUUUCCUGCCGGAAGAUGCACAUGGCAAAGGCAUAUUUAAGACUUCACAGUCAGCAAAGUGGCUCAAACAUCUUGCGCCAGAUAUACGUGUACAAAUGGUGGCUUAUAACAAGAAACACUACUAUACUUAUGAGCCGGUCCAACUCAAGAAUGACGAUAUCAUUAUUCCCAUAUUUUUCUACACACUUCAAUCUAACACCUUUGCAAAAUGCUACAAACCACAAAUUACAUCAAACCGGCACGACUCUACGGUGAAGAUAGCUAUUGCCAGUGAUAUCUUAUAUGAUGAUCCUGAUUUACAAGAAAUCAACUUGGAGGAUUUUGAUCUUCUCUAUUCUGAAAUCAUUUCAAGUGAUGGUCGAAAACUAUUGGAAUACUGUGAGAACUUGCUUUAUGAGCAAAACAGUGAAGGCACAAUCAAGCUACCAAAUCCUUGGAGGGAGAAAGCCAACGGGAGGAUCAUUCGACACGUACCCGUGAACAUGUAUUGUGAUGAUACUUCUGGAAAUAAAUCAAAGGAGUGGAACAAACACAUCUCUUAUUACUUUACACUCUCCGGAUUACCUCCGAAUCUCUCAAAUCAACAAUUCAACUGCCAUUUCUUGUGCACUUCUAACAUUGCUGGAGCUCUGGACCUUGGAGAGAUUGUGGUCCAACAGUUAAAUGAGAUGGUGAAUGAUGGAUUUGAAGCAUAUGACAUGAUUCUGUCUCAAAAUGUUCUUGUUAUGGCUCCACUGUUAUGCUUCUUGGCCGACUCUCCGAUGCACGCUGAGAUAACCAACACUCCUGUCCCUGGACCUUCGUUGAAUCCCUGUCGAGUUUGUGUCCUCAGUUCCAAAACGAUCAAAGACAGGAAUACACUCGCAUCCCAAUAA